This is a messenger RNA of Pieris macdunnoughi, 1425 nucleotides long. Lineage: Eukaryota; Metazoa; Arthropoda; Insecta; Lepidoptera; Pieridae. The record is from the annotation of a GenBank genome assembly.
AUGUCAAGUAACGUAAAUAUGUCAAAUGGCUAUGACUUCCAGGCCACAGGAAAACCUACUGUGUGGGCUAGUGCACUUUUUUUUCUUCUCUUCUAUAUGUGGACUGUAAAUUGUAUUACGUGGAAUGUAACUGAACUAAGUGUCGUGGUUGUGACAUCAGCUCCAUCUAACGAAGCAGAGUUGCAGUUGUAUCGGGUGAUGCAACGAGCAAGUCUCCUUGCAUACUAUGACACCUUAUUGGAGAUGGGUGGAGAUGACGUACAGCAACUCUGCGACGCUGGUGAGGAAGAAUUCCUCGAAAUCAUGGCGCUGGUUGGAAUGGCCUCAAAACCGCUUCACGUUAGACGCCUACAAAAAGCCCUCCAAGAAUGGGUGAACAACCCUGCCCUCUUCCAAAUACCAAUCGUUCCAAAUAUUUGUCCCACCGAAAAUCCUUUUAUCCAAUGCAACCAAAGACUACUAAAUAUACCAUCUAUGCCAAAUCUACCCCGCACUGUGGCCUCACCAGAUAACAACAGGCCAAUGUAUAGUCCGUCCCCUGGUGCCCCCGAAAACAGCUGUGGUUCCACCGCUUCAGCCCCAAACGCAAGUCCUGUUCACAGCCAAACCAAUACAUUUACCAAAAUCGUCCUUCCUUCCUCUCCAGUAGCCCCUAACACGAGAUCCUUCUCUCCCCAAAGCAAUCCUCCAGCUUCCAGCUCCAGUCCAGGAUCUGGAACUUCACCCCUUUUAACACCAGUUCUUCUAGAUGUUCAUGUACAUAAAUUGGCAACCGCCGCAGACAAACUGAGCAAGCAUUUGCCACAGUUGGAACCAAAGCCGCAGAAUACUAAAAAGAAAAUGUGUAAAGAUCUGGAGCUGGUUAUGAUGAUGCCAGAGUCAGAUCCAAGGAGGAUGGAGGAGAUACGAAAGUAUGCGGCGAUAUAUGGCCGAUUCGAUUGUAAGAGGAAGCCGGAGAAACCGUUGACAUUACACGAGGUAAUGGUAAACGAAGCGGCUGCUCAAAUGUGCCGAUGUGUUCCUGCCUUGCUCACGCGCAGAGAUGAGCUGUUCCCACUAGCAAGACAGCUUGUCAGAAGGGCUGGAUUGCACUAUUCAAAGCAUGGCCUUCCGCCCACUCCAGCAGAAGAUAGAGAAAGAGAUGAAGAGGAGACUCCGAGCAAACGGCCGCGACAGGAAGGCGAAGAUGGUGUCCGAGCCAGUCCAGACGCAAGAAAUUCCAACCAUACCUGGUGGGGCAUGAAGACCGAGAGUGACGACGCUGACUCUAGGUGUUCAUAUUCCAGUACCAGUACUCCACCACCUGAAACGGAAGAAUCCCGUCCUCAAGUAGUAGCAGCUCGUGGUGAUAGCAUCAUAGCAGUUGCCAAUCCAGCUUUACAACCACUUCCACCACCACAUCCAGCGAGAAAUCAUUCCAACUGA